AUGGAGGAGACAACGCCAGACCCCGCAUAUGUGGAUGUGGACCAGGGCUUGACUCUUGCAUGCAUUGCCUUCCUCUGCCUGCUGCUGGUGGCCAUGAUUAUCCGGUGUGCUAAAGUCAUCAUGGACCCAUACAGUGCCAUCCCCACAUCUACCUGGGAGGAGCAGCAUCUAGAUGACUAG
Messenger RNA from Tachysurus vachellii, 180 nucleotides. Its product is annotated as cortexin domain-containing 1 protein. NCBI's taxonomy places the organism in Eukaryota, Metazoa, Chordata, Actinopteri, Siluriformes, Bagridae. The transcript has a single exon. The record is from RefSeq and is a predicted model, not a curated record. The coding region runs from base 1 to 180 and encodes 59 amino acids.